Molecule: messenger RNA, 2036 nt
Organism: Microtus oregoni (creeping vole)
Lineage: Eukaryota; Metazoa; Chordata; Mammalia; Rodentia; Cricetidae
Product: nuclear envelope integral membrane protein 2-like
Exons: 9
Coding region: 1-1218 (405 amino acids)
Cellular component (GO): nuclear envelope
Source: RefSeq, a predicted model, not a curated record
AUGACUCCCGGACCCUGGUUGCUGGUGCUCUGGAUGCCUCUCCUGGCCACUCUGCCCGCGGGCGCGGUGCAAGAGAAGGAGGAGGAGGCGGUGAUGGCAGCUCCAAGAUGUAAAUCUCUGAAGGAAGCAGACUUCAUUGAAACAUCUAAGCCAGACUGUUACUGCUACAAGCAAGAGCAAAUACAGUGGACAUACAUGUGGUCGACGGUGCAGGUGACCGUCGCCAGUCGAGACCUGCUCAGAUUUGUGUACAUCACCGGAAGUCGCAAUUGCCAGCAUCCGGAAACCAUCCUAUCAUUUGUCAAAUGUGUGAUUUAUAACUUUUGGGCACCAGAGGAGCUUAAGGGACUGAUCAUGGUCUUCAGUCCAUACGGAGAAACCGUAUGCUUCUCCGUGAGGCCCAUCGGGAGGGUGUCGACCUACAUAGUGAGCGUGGACCGAAACAAUGUGGAUCUCAGGCUCCUCCUCCUAUUUGUGGCAGGCAUUUUUCUCUUCUUUUCUGCAAAGACCUUGAGCCGAAGCCCUGUUUUCUAUUACUCUUCCGGUACUGUGUUAGGUGUGCUCAUGACCCUAGUCUUUGUCCUUCUGAUGGCUAAGAGACACAUUCCAAAGGUAGUUUAUGUCGGGUGCCAGCUGACGGAAGACCUGAAGAGGCUGAACAGACUGUACGUAUUAGGCUAUUUCCUGGUUGUUGGGCUUUGUAGCUUUGGUGCCUGCUACUGGCACGGGCCUCUCACCAGUGAGUGGAGCAGAGGCCUUCUGAGGUGGACACUGCGGUUCCUCUCCCUGGUCCUGCUCUACAUGGGGGCAGCCGUGCCUCAGUUUGCCUAUGCCAUCAUGGUCCUCCUCCUGUUCUCCCGGAGCCUGCGCUAUCCGCUGAGAGCGCUCAGCUAUCUGAGGUGGAAAAUGAGGCCAUGGUUCAUAAGAGAACCUCCAGUCAUGAAGUAUCUCACCGAGGACGAGUACAGGGAGCAAGCUGAGGCUGAAACAGCCGGCGCUCUGGAGGAGCUGCGCCGUGCCUGCUCCCGGCCUGACUUCCCUUCCUGGCUGGCUGUGUCCAGGCUCCAGGCUCCUAAAAAGUUUGCAGACUUCAUUCUCGGAGCGAGCCACUUGUCCCCCGAGGAAGUCAGCACACACGAGAGGCAGUACGGCCUUGGGGGCGCCUUCUUGGAAGAACAGCUCUUUAGCCUUCGUGCUGACAGUCAACCUGCAAGCUGACUUCAGUGUGGACGAGGGAUCGGGUAAAAGGCAAAGAUCCUCGUACAGUGGGGCAGUGGGAAAAGCGUGCACCGCUAAGGAAAACAAGCCAUGCGAGUGAGGAGAAGCACGCAAGCGUGCGGAGAACUCGCCUCGGGCAGCCCGCUUACUGCCCCGUAGGUGGCAUAAGGACCCUAAGAAUCAUUGCCGCUUGCCCCAAAUGAAGACAACUUUUGUUAGAACAGCGGGACUUUAGGACAGUAAGCAAGGUCAGAUACCAUCCCAGCGCCGGGCUCUAGCUUCUAUCUUGAUGCCGUGAAGCUGGCUCAAAAGGCUGCCUCGUUCUCUCUCCAUUUCUUGAUAGCAGUGUUUUCUAAGGUGCACUCCGUGUGGUACUAGUUAGGGCUGAUAACGGGUUCCCGCGCCGGCACGGUGGACCCUGUCCCACCUAGCAGGUUCCUCCAUCUUCAGCGCAGUGAAGGCAUCAUGGGUCUGAACCGCAGACAUCGUGCACCAGGGCUGCAGACUGACUGACCAGAAAUCAUUUUCCAUGAGAUGAAUAAUUGUUAGAACAUGCUUGGAGGUUCGGGUUUGAGAGGUGUGUCCUCAGCCACCUUGGCCGCGCGCCAGCCCUGGUGCACCCUGAGACUUGGGUGGACGACCAUCUUCAGACGGAGGGUCGGGGCUCUGUCCUCAGCAGCCUUGGUCUCACCGUGUUGGUGCCUCCAUUUUUGUCUAUGUUGCUUUUUUUAGAAAAAAAAAUGACCAAUUAGCUAUUUAAUAACUAACGGAAAAAAAUUUCUUAGGAUUAUAUUUAAUGUUUUCACAAGAUUUCAUAU